Messenger RNA from Penicillium argentinense, 3081 nucleotides. RefSeq names its product putative eukaryotic translation initiation factor 3 subunit EifCa (gene tif32). Gene Ontology annotation, biological process: formation of cytoplasmic translation initiation complex; translation reinitiation. The transcript has 3 exons. NCBI's taxonomy places the organism in Eukaryota, Fungi, Ascomycota, Eurotiomycetes, Eurotiales, Aspergillaceae. The record is from RefSeq and is a predicted model, not a curated record. The coding region runs from base 1 to 3081 and encodes 1026 amino acids. Gene Ontology annotation, cellular component: multi-eIF complex; eukaryotic translation initiation factor 3 complex, eIF3m; eukaryotic translation initiation factor 3 complex, eIF3e. Gene Ontology annotation, molecular function: translation initiation factor activity; mRNA binding.
AUGCCUCCUCCACCGCAUAUCAAACCUGAGAAUGUCCUCAAGAGGGCCCAGGAACUUAUCGCCGUCGGUCAGGCACCCGCCGCCCUGACCGUCCUGCACGAACAUGUCACUUCCAAGCGGACCCGCAGCAGUCCUAUCGCCUCGCUCGAGCCGGUGAUGCUCCUCUUCGUUGAGCUGUGCGUCGACCUGCGCAAGGGAAAGGCGGCCAAGGACGGCCUGUACCAGUACAAGAACAUCGCCCAGAACACCAACGUCGGCACCAUCGAGGUUGUCCUCAAGAAGUUCAUUGAACUCGCCGAGCAGAAGGUCACCGAGGCCCAGACCAAGGCCGACGAGAUCCAGUCGUCCCUUGAGUCCGCCGCCCCCUCCUCCAACAUCGACGACCUGGAGGCCAUCGAAACUCCCGAGACCAUCUUGCUGGCUACCGUCUCUGGCGAACAAUCUCGUGAUCGCACCGACCGCGCCGUCGUCACUCCAUGGCUCAAGUUUCUGUGGGAGACCUACCGUACCGUCCUCGAGAUCCUGAAGAACAAUGCCCGUCUCGAAAUUAUGUACCAGUCGACCGCUCUGCAGGCCUUCCAGUUCUGCCUCAAGUACACCCGCAAGACCGAGUUCCGCCGUCUUUGCGAGCUGCUCCGCAACCACGUUCAGAAUGCCGCCAAGUAUUCUGCUCAGAUGCACGCUAUCAACCUGAGCGAUGCGGAUACUCUGCAACGCCACCUAGACACCCGUUUCCAGCAGCUUAACGUCGCCGUCGAGCUGGAGCUGUGGCAAGAGGCCUUCCGCAGCAUUGAGGAUAUCCAUACCCUGCUGAACCUGAGCAAGCGCCCGGCCAAGAACGUCAUGAUGGCCAACUACUACGAGAAAUUGGCUCGUAUUUUCUUGGUCAGCGAGAACUAUCUCUUCCACGCUGCCGCCUGGAACCGGUACUACAACCUCCUUCGCCUGUCUACCGUGGCCCUGGCUACCGGCCAGAGCACCAAGAAGGAGAACCCCUCCGUCACCGAGGCCGAUAUGACCAAGGCCGCCUCGUUCGUUCUUCUCUCUGCUCUCUCCAUUCCUGUCAUCAGCACCACCCGCUCCCGGGGUGCUCUGGUCGACGUUGAUGAGGCCCGCAAGAACAAGAACACCCGCCUCACCAACCUGCUGGGUAUGGCUCAGCCCCCGUCUCGCUCGGUCCUCUUCCGCGAUGCUCUGAACAAGGGUCUUCUUAAGCGUGUCCGUCCUGAGAUCCGGGAUCUGUACAAUAUCCUGGAGGUUGACUUCCACCCUCUGUCCAUCUGCAAGAAGAUUACACCUAUUCUGAAGCAGAUUGGCGCCGAUCCCGAGAUGGAGAAGUAUGUGCAGCCUCUGCAACAGGUUAUUCUUACUCGCCUGUUCCAGCAACUCUCCCAGGUCUAUGAGUCCGUCGAGCUCAAGUUCGUCUACGAGCUUGCCCAGUUCCCCGAUCCUUUCCAGAUCACCCCCGCCAUGAUUGAGAAGUUCAUCAUGAACGGUUGCAAGAAGGGUGAUCUUGCUAUCCGCGUGGACCACAUUUCUGGUGUCCUCACCUUCGACUCGGACGUCUUCUCCUCGUCCAAGGCAAUGCACGCCGGCAGUGCUGCUGGCUCUGCUGAGAGCGAGGUUGGCUCCGUGCAGCGUCUCCAGCACACCCCCGCCGAGAUUGCCCGCUUCCAGCUCGCUCGCCUGGCGAAGACUCUCCACGUCACCUGCAUGUAUGUUGACCCGUCCUACAACGAGGCUCGUCUGCAGGCCAAGCAGGCUGCUCAGGCCCGCGCUCUGGCUGGUGCCGCCCAAGAACACGACGAGACUUUGGCUCGCCGUGUCGUUAUCGACAAGAAGAAGGAGGCCGCCACCGACGCUCUCCAGCGCAAGCAGCGCGAGGAGGAGACCCGGAAGCGCAUUCGCACCCAGCAAUUGCAGGAGGCUGAGAAGCUGCGCCUUGCCAAUGAGCAGAAGGAGCGCGAGAGCAAACGGAUCAAGGACGAACAAGACCGUAUUCGCCAGGAAGAGCUCAAGAAGCAGCUCGAGGAGCUUAAGACUGGUGUCAAGGGUAUCGAUAUCAGCGAGUUCGAUAUGGAUGAGCUCGACGCCAACCGCCUGCGUGCUAUCAAGCUUGCUCAGCUCGAGAAGGAGAAGAACGAGCUUAACGACCGUGUUCGUACCACCGCCAAGCGUAUCGACCAUCUGGAGCGUGCCUUCCGCCGCGAGGAGCUCAAGCACAUCCCUGCCGACUACGAGAAGCAGAAGCAGCACGAUCUGGAGCUCUACGAGAAGCAGAAGGCGGAGACCCUCAAGGAGGCCAAACAGAAGCACGCCGAGGCUGUUGCCCUCAAGCACCGCCUGGGCCGCCUUGUUCCCCACUUCAGCAGCUUCCGCAAGGACCUGUCCGAGAAGCGCCAUGAGGAGUUCGAGAAGCGCCGCAAGGCCGCUGAGCGGGAGUUCGAGGCCAAGAAGAAGCAGCGUAUCAAGGAGGUCCAGGACCGCCGUCGUCGCGAGAAGCAAGAGCGCGAGGAAGAGGAGCGUCGCCGCAAGGAAGAGGAGGAGCGUGCUCAACGUGAGGAAGAGGAGCGCACCUCCCGGGAGGAGGAACGGCGUCGUGCUUUGGCCGAGGAGAAGGCCAAGCGCGACGAAGAGAGAGCCAAACUCGACGAGAUCGCUGCCCGCCAGGCUCAGCGCGAGCAGGAAGCCGAGGCUCGUCGCACGAACCGCAAGUUCGCCGGCCCUGCUACCGCCGAGCCCGAGCGCGCCGCCAGCGGUGCCCCCCGACUCAGUCUGGCAUCCCGCACUGGUGGCGGUGGUGGAUGGAGAGAUCGUUUGGCUGCCAAGGAGGCCGCCGGUGGAGCUGCCGCUGCCCCUGAGCCCGCCAGGGAGGAGGCUCCUCGCCGUAGUGGAUAUGUUCCUCCUCACCUGCGCAAUGCUGGUGGUGGCUCUGGCUCCGCUCCGCCGCCCCGUGACGCACCUCCCGCUGACCGCUGGGCCCGCCGCGAGCCCGCUCCGCAAUCAUCGGCUCCCCCUGCCGAGGAAAAGCCUAACAGCGGUGGCAAGUGGGUGCCGCGCUGGAAGCAGAACCAGAGCUAA